Carassius auratus (goldfish) is the source of this 889-nucleotide messenger RNA. It is a transcript of the gene etfbkmt, whose product is annotated as electron transfer flavoprotein subunit beta lysine methyltransferase. Gene Ontology annotation, biological process: peptidyl-lysine trimethylation. Bases 83 to 856 code for a protein of 257 amino acids. The transcript is spliced from 3 exons. Gene Ontology annotation, cellular component: mitochondrial matrix. Gene Ontology annotation, molecular function: protein-lysine N-methyltransferase activity. Lineage: Eukaryota; Metazoa; Chordata; Actinopteri; Cypriniformes; Cyprinidae. The record is from RefSeq and is a predicted model, not a curated record.
UCUGCGCAUGCGUGACAGACAUGUGGAAGAAACGUAAACAGUAGGAAAAACAGGGAUUUGGACUCGUUUAGGCAUUGCGAACAUGUACAGAGGUAUAAUCCUGUAUUCGCGCGGUCAGGGCGCUUUAAACGCAUUUCAAAGAGGAACGUGUUGUUUAAUGCGUCGAUACGUGAGAAGCGUCACAUCAGAGGACGAUGUGAAGAAGUUCAUUAUUGAUAACACAGAAAUAGUGAGCGCCCAAAGCUUGACCCCAGAGAUUUCUUUAAGACUCUUCACCCCCACCUGCCGGUUCUGGACGGAGAAACCUGAGUUAUGGCCUUUCCCUGAUCCGUACUGGGCAAUAUAUUGGCCUGGUGGACAGGCGCUGGCCAGGUAUCUGUUAAAUAACCCCGAGGUGUCUGGAGGCAGGAAGGUGCUGGAUCUCGGCUGUGGUUGUGGAGCCUCAGCCAUCGCUGCCAAACUCACUGGAGCUUCCCAUGUUGUUGCUAAUGACAUCGAUCCAAUUGCUGCCAUUGCCACAAAAAUGAACUGUGAACUGAACGAUCUGGAGCCAUUACCUUGUGUGACAGACAACGUAAUCGGCUCAGAGCCCGAAGACUGGGACCUCGUUCUUCUCGGAGACAUGUUCUAUGAUGAAGAUCUGGCUGAUCAUCUGCAUCAGUGGCUCCGGGCAUGCAUAACCACACAUGGAGCACAAGUGCUUAUUGGUGACCCGGGACGGGCUCAAUUUGAAAGCCAUGACAUCAGAAAACUAUUACAUAAACUGGCUCAUUUUGAGCUGCCUGACUCAGUCAAAGAGGAGAACUACGGACUAACAAACAGCACAGUGUGGUGCUACAACUACAAACCUGUGUAAGUGUAGUAUGGAUGUCAAUAAAACAUUAUUCAA